ACGAGAGCUGCCUGUGAAUUCCGCACUUGCACAUCGAAGAGGAUAGAGCGAGGCGGAAAGCGACGCGUGUGAAGAUGCCAUCUCUUCUACAGUCAUCUCUAUGACACUGCUGUUGACACCUCUCUCACCACUCCUCUCUCGCCGGCUUUCUCCCAUCCCCUCCAUCUAUCCGCCACUCACGCCGACAUCGCCAGUAUGAUCCUUCGAUUCCAGAGCCGCGAAGGCACAUUCCGCCUCGAAGUGCAGAGCACCACCGACAUCUCCACCGUCCUCCCCGACAUCCUCGAGAAGCUCCCGAAAGAUGUAGUCCCAUCCACCGUCACCAUCAGUCCGAAACCGCAGAGCACCGAGUCACGGGCGAUCCAGUCGCUUCGCGGCGUCACCUUUGCCCGACUGGGCCUCACCCACGGCUCGCAAAUCUUCCUCGACUACAAGCAAGAACAGCCCACCGCCAACGGCCACUCUGUACCAGCGAACCGACUGAGUGGGAAAGAUGUUGCUCCCGAAGAAGACAUCUCCAGCAUAGCCAUCCCUUCGGCACAGGCUCAGCAGCUCGUCAAGAAUCCAUGGGAAAAGGUCAAACAGUCGGAGCUGGACGAUCGGUUAGACAAGCAGGAUGGCAAGACUCACAGGAAACGAGACGAGAAGCUGUGCAAACACGGACAGAUGGGCAUGUGCGACUACUGCAUGCCGCUCGAGCCCUACAACAAGGAAUACCUGAGCGAGAGGAAGAUCAAGCACUUGUCAUACCACUCCUAUCUCCGGAAACUGAACCAGGGCAAGAACAAGUACGAGUCGGGAAGCUCGUACAUGCCUCCCUUGGCCGAACCCUACUACCGCGUCAGACCUGACUGUCCUUCCGGUCACCCACCCUUCCCCAAAGGCAUUUGCACCAAGUGCCAGCCCUCCGCAAUCACCCUCCAGCCGCAGGAGUUCCGCAUGGUGGACCAUGUGGAGUUUGCCGAUCCGCAGAUUGUGGAUUCCUUCCUGAACUUCUGGAGGCGUUCCGGUGGCGCUCAGCGAAUUGGCUUCUUGUAUGGCCACUACGAACAAUACGAAGAGGUCCCACUGGGCACCAAAGCGGUCGUGGAAGCCAUAUACGAGCCGCCACAACUAGACGAGAUCGACGGUGUCACAUUAGGCGAGUGGGAGAAUGAAAACUCCAUCGAUGAGCUAGCAUCGUUGUGUGGACUGCAAAGAGUGGGCGUGAUCUUCACCGAUCUCUUGCGCCCCGAAGAUGACAGCCAAGGGAAUGCGGUAUGCAAGAGACACAUCGACUCCUUCCUCCUAUCCUCUUUGGAGAUCAUGUUCGCCUCGCGAUACCAAGCAAAAUACCCCCGACCCAGCAAGUGGAGCGAGACGGGACAGUUCGGCAGCAACUUUGUCACGUGCGUGGUCAGCGGAGAUGCAGACGGCAACAUCGGCAUAUCCGCAUAUCAAGCAACGAACGCUGCCGUGGAGAUGGUCCGCGCCGACAUCGUCGAAGCCUCCGCCGAGCCGAGUGUGAUGCUUGUGCAGGAUGAGGACGAAGAAAACGAGCUGGGUCGCGUGCGAUACAUUCCCGAAGUCUUCUACCGCCGCAUCAACGAAUACGGCGCGAACGUGCAAGAGAACGCGAAGCCCAGCUUCCCCGUGGAAUACUUGCUCGUGACGCUCACUCACGGCUUCCCCAACGAGGCAGUACCGCAAUUUGUGAAGAACGCUUUCGCGAUAGAGAACAGAGAAGCAAUCGGCGAGGCACAAGAACCACGAGAUCUCCAGACGCAGCUGCGAGCGGGCAGCAACCGAGUGGCGCUGGACACCGCGCAGGGCGUGCUCGCCGUCUCCGACUUUCACCUGCUAUGCUUCAUUCGCGGACUCGGUGUGCUGAGCAAGGACGAAGAACAACUCCUCUGCCACAUCGCCGUAAGCCACGACGCCGCCAUGGGCGCGACGCUCAUGCACACCCCAGGUUGGGCCACUCUCGAGACCAUCCUGCAGAUGUAACCUUGUCUUCCAUCUUUUCCCUUCUCUCCUCCGCGAAAAGGAACGCGAGAAGGGAGAGGGGGAGGGGAAAGGGGUUGCACUUCUGCCUCAAGGAACGCUGAUCUUCUGACUUGUGCUUUUCUUCGCUUCUAGGCUGGCUGUCGCUGCUUGCGAUUCUGGAUGAACUCCGCGCUCGCCCGGUUAAGAGGGGCAGUGACUGGGCUGUUACGAAGGCGUUGAAGAAGGUGGAUUUGGGCAAGCGAUGAGAGAUGAAGGAGGAUGGGGUGUGAUUGCUACAUGGCUACCCGUUGUGAAAUGGGUGGGAGCGUUGCUGAAGUGCUUGCUAUGAGGAGCUGAGAUGGGCAUCAUGGGUCGUGAGGAGCGAAGGAGAGCAGUGAUAGACUCCUAGCUCCGUGGCCCUCUCGCAGCAUCAGAUGAUAGACGUACUUAAUCUGCACCACUCCGUUUCCACGGCUGGC
Molecule: messenger RNA, 2444 nt
Organism: Neohortaea acidophila
Lineage: Eukaryota; Fungi; Ascomycota; Dothideomycetes; Mycosphaerellales; Teratosphaeriaceae
Product: NPL4 family-domain-containing protein
Exons: 2
Coding region: 196-1986 (596 amino acids)
Biological process (GO): ubiquitin-dependent protein catabolic process
Cellular component (GO): nucleus
Molecular function (GO): ubiquitin binding; ubiquitin protein ligase binding
Source: RefSeq, a predicted model, not a curated record